Messenger RNA from Clonostachys rhizophaga, 1593 nucleotides. The record is from the annotation of a GenBank genome assembly. NCBI's taxonomy places the organism in Eukaryota, Fungi, Ascomycota, Sordariomycetes, Hypocreales, Bionectriaceae.
AUGCGAAGUGUUGCAGCUCUUUCCCUGGCCGCUGUUGCCACUGCUACCUCGUUCAACACCGAGACCAUCCAUGGCAACUCGGCGCCUGUUCUGAGCAGCAUCGAUGCCGACCAGAUUCCUGAUUCCUACAUCAUCAAGUUCAAGGACCACGUAGAUGACGCAUCAGCCACCAACCACCACUCCUGGGUCCAGACCCUCCACCAGGGCUCUGACGACAACAACUAUGAGCUCCGCAAGCGCAGCUUCGAUGACAAGGAAUACGCUGGUAUGAAGCACACCUUCUCCAUCGGCAGUGCUUUCAAGGGCUACGCCGGUCACUUCCAUCCCGACACCAUUGAGGAGCUCCGCAACCACCCUGAUGUCGAGUACAUUGAGCGGGAUACCCUCGUUCACACCAUGCUUCCCGUCGAUAGCAAGAACGCCGUGACCGAGGACAAGUGCGAUGGUGAGACCGAGAAGCAGGCUCCUUGGGGUCUUGCGCGUAUUUCGCACCGUGACACCCUUGGUUUCGGUACCUUCAACAAGUACCUAUACACCGCCGAGGCUGGUGAGGGUGUCGAUGCUUACGUUAUUGACACUGGUACCAACGUUGACCAUGUCGACUUCGAGGGCCGUGCCAAGUGGGGGAAGACAAUCCCCGCUGGCGAUGCUGACGAGGAUGGCAACGGCCACGGUACUCACUGCUCUGGCACAAUCGCCGGUAAGAAGUACGGUGUUGCCAAGAAGGCCAACGUCUACGCUGUCAAGGUGCUCCGAUCCAACGGUUCCGGCACCAUGUCCGAUGUCGUCAAGGGUGUUGAGUACGCCGCCGAGGCCCACGCCGAGCAGGUGAAGCUGGCCAAGGACGGCAAGCGCAAGGGCUUCAAGGGUUCCGUUGCCAACAUGUCUCUUGGUGGUGGCAAGACUUCUGCCCUCGACGCCGCCGUCAACGCCGCUGUCAAGGCCGGUGUUCACUUCGCCGUCGCCGCUGGCAAUGACAAUGCCGACGCUUGCAAGUACUCUCCUGCUGCUGCCGAGCUCCCUCUGACUGUCGGCGCUUCCGACCUGAGUGACGACCGUGCCUACUUCUCCAACUACGGCAAGUGCACUGAUAUCUUUGGCCCUGGUGUCAGCAUCCAGUCGACCUGGAUCGGUUCCAGCCAUGCCAUCAACACCAUCUCUGGUACCUCGAUGGCCUCCCCUCAUCUGGCUGGUCUCCUGGCCUACUACCUCUCCCUUCAGCCCGCCGGUGACUCCGAGUUCGCCGUGGCUCCCAUCACCCCCAACGAGCUGAAGAAGAGCCUCAUCUCCGUUGCCACCAAGGGUGCCCUGAGCGGACUGCCCGACUCUGAUACCCCCAACCUGCUCGCCUGGAACGGUGGCGGUUGCAGCAACUACUCCAAGAUCAUCGAGGCUGGCAGCUACACCGUCAGCUCCCGCCCCACCAACGUAGAGAAGCUCGAGGAUGUUGUCGAGAAGAAGCUCCACUCUGUCACCAAGGAGGUUGCCAAGAACGCACACAACUUUGCCAACAAGGCCGAGGAGUUCGCCGACCGAGUUCACGAUGUUGUUGAUGAGGAGAUCAGCAAGUUCCUCUCUGAGAUCUCUAUGUAA